Brassica oleracea var. oleracea is the source of this 3641-nucleotide messenger RNA. Its product is annotated as probable LRR receptor-like serine/threonine-protein kinase At4g36180. The transcript has 3 exons. Lineage: Eukaryota; Viridiplantae; Streptophyta; Magnoliopsida; Brassicales; Brassicaceae. The coding region runs from base 120 to 3500 and encodes 1126 amino acids. Gene Ontology annotation, molecular function: protein binding; ATP binding; protein kinase activity. Gene Ontology annotation, cellular component: plasma membrane. The record is from RefSeq and is a predicted model, not a curated record. Gene Ontology annotation, biological process: hormone-mediated signaling pathway; protein phosphorylation.
UUGCAACUUUCUUAUUUAAAAGACUUGAACUUCACUCUCUCUUCAAAGAAACCACACUCAUGGCGACACUUCUUCUCUCACCUUCUUCAAGCUAGUGUUUCAUUUCGUUCAUUACAACCAUGAUGAGGAGAAGAUCCAUUUUCUUCCUUCUCCUUAUCUUCCACGCGCUGUUACUCUCACGCGCCGAUGAUUCUCAUUCCAACCCCGAGAUCGACGCACUCACUGCGUUUAAGCUCAACCUCCACGACCCACUCGGUGCGUUAACCUCAUGGGACCCCUCGACCCCCUCGGCUCCCUGCGACUGGCGCGGCGUCUUCUGCACCAACCGCCGCGUCACUGAGAUCCGUCUUCCCCGUCUCCAGCUCUCCGGAAGAAUCUCCGACCGUAUCUCCGACCUCCGCAUGCUUCGUAAGCUCUCUCUCCGGUCAAACUCCUUCAACGGAACCAUCCCUCCUUCGCUCGCCUUCUGCACGCGCCUACUCUCCGUCUUCCUCCAGUACAACUCCCUCACCGGAAAACUCCCCCCGGGGUUGAAGAAUCUCACCGAGCUAGAAGUCUUCAACGUCGCGGGAAACCGUCUCUCCGGAGAGAUCUCAGGCCCUUUAUUACCGUUAAGUCUCAAGUGUCUCGACGUCUCCUCAAACGUCUUCACUGGUCAGAUACCGAGUGGACUCGCUAACUUGACUCAGCUCCAGCUUCUCAACCUCUCGUAUAAUCAAUUAAAUGGUGCGAUUCCUGCGAGCCUCGGCAAGCUUCAGAGUCUUGAGUAUCUCUGGCUAGACUUCAACCUCUUGCAAGGGACGUUACCUUCUGCUUUAUCCAACUGCUCCUCAAUCGUUCACCUGAGCGCGUCGGAGAACGCUAUCGGCGGCGUGAUUCCCGCCGCGUUCGGCGCUCUUCCCAACCUCGAAGUCAUCGCUCUCAGCAACAACAACCUCUCCGGUACCGUCCCCUUCUCUCUCCUCUGCAACACUUCGCUAACGAUCGUUCGGUUGGGAUCCAAUGCCUUCUCCGACGUCGUGAGGCCUGAGACGGUUAACUGUCGUAGUUCCGGUUUACAAGUCUUGGAUCUCAGUGAGAAUCGAAUCUCCGGGCGUUUUCCGAUGUGGUUGACGAGCAUCGUAUCCUUAACGAAUCUUGAUGUUUCUGGAAAUGUAUUUUCCGGCGAGAUUCCGGCGGAGAUCGGUGGCUUGAAGUUGUUGGAAGAGCUCAAGUUGGCUAAUAACUCUCUUAACGGUGAGAUCCCGGUUGAGAUUAAGCAAUGCGGUUCGUUAGGGGUGCUAGAUUUGGAAGGAAACCGGUUAACCGGUUUAGUUCCUGAGUUUCUAGGCUACAUGAAGGCUUUAAAGGUUUUGUCUCUAGGAAGAAACAGCUUCUCAGGCUACGUUCCUUCGUCUAUGGUCAACCUCCAGCAGCUUGACCGGUUAGACUUGGGUGAAAACGAUUUGAACGGGAGCUUUCCGGUGGAGUUGAUGGCGUUAACGAACUUAUCCGACCUGGAUCUGAGCGGAAACCGGUUUACCGGGGAGGUUCCGGUUAGUAUCAGCAACUUGAGUAACCUCAGUUUUUUAAACUUGAGUGGGAAUGAGUUCUCUGGUGAGAUACCGGCUAGUGUGGGGAAUCUGUUUAAGCUAACGUCUCUUGAUUUAAGCAAACAGAACAUGUCCGGGGAGAUUCCGGUUGAGCUCUCCGGUUUACCCAACUUGCAAGUGAUUGCGUUGCAGGAGAAUAACUUCUCCGGUCUUGUCCCUGAAGGGUUUAGCAGCUUGGUGAGUUUACGGUAUGUGAACUUGAGCUCCAACUCGUUCUCCGGUGAGAUACCGCAGACUUUCGGGUUUCUUCGGGUGCUGGUGGCGCUCUCGCUGUCGGAUAAUCACAUCUCCGGGUCUAUACCGCCUGAAGUUGGAAACUGCUCUGCUCUUGAGAUUCUCGAGUUGAGAUCAAACCGGUUAACGGGGAAUAUUCCGGUUGAUCUCUCGAGACUUUCUCGUUUGAAAGUGAUGGACUUGGGUCGGAACAACUUGUCAGGUGAGAUCUCACCAAUGAGCUCGUCUCUCCAGUCGCUGUCACUUGACCACAAUCAUCUCUCGGGAGUCAUACCUGAGUCUUUCUCUCGGCUAUCAAACUUGUCAAGGCUUGAUCUCUCUGUUAACAACUUAACCGGGGAGAUUCCACCUCUUAUUGCAACUAACUUGGUGUACUUUAAUGUCUCGAACAACAAUCUCAAAGGAGAGAUUCCACCUUCUUUCACCAACCCCUCAGACUUCUCAGGCAACGCGGAGCUAUGCGGCAAGCCGUUGAACCGAAAAUGCGAAGGCAGCACGGCGGAGGAGAGGAAGAAGAGGAGGAAAAUGAUUCUGAUGAUAGUCACGGCUGCGAUAGGCGCUUGUCUCUUAACGCUCUUCUGCUGCUUCUACAUCUACACACUCUUGCGCUGGAGAAAGAAGCUGAAACAACAGUCUGCAACGGGGGAGAAGAAACGGAGUCCCGGUAGAACAAGCGCGGGGAGCAGAGUACGCAGCAGCACGAGCCGGUCGAGCACGGAGAACGGAGAGCCGAAGCUGGUGAUGUUCAACAACAAGAUCACUCUAGCUGAGACAAUAGAAGCGACGAGACAGUUCGAUGAAGAGAACGUUCUCAGCAGAACCAAAUACGGUUUGCUAUUCAAAGCUAAUUACAACGAUGGUAUGGUUCUUUCGAUCCGCCGCUUACCUAAUGGCUCUCUCUUGAACGAGAACUUGUUCAAGAAAGAAGCUGAGGUUCUCGGGAAAGUCAAGCACAGGAACAUCACUGUCCUUAGAGGCUACUACGCCGGUCCACCGGAUCUGAGGCUCUUGGUGUAUGACUACAUGCCUAAUGGUAAUUUAUCUACUCUGCUUCAAGAAGCUUCUCACCAAGAUGGUCAUGUCCUGAACUGGCCAAUGCGUCACCUCAUUGCUCUUGGGAUCGCUCGAGGACUCGGUUUCCUCCAUCAAUCCAACAUGGUUCAUGGUGAUAUAAAGCCACAGAAUGUACUCUUCGACGCCGACUUCGAAGCCCAUUUAUCCGACUUCGGGCUUGACCGUCUCACGGUUCGAUCCCCUUCAAGAACAGCAGUCACAUCAGCCACCAUAGGGACGUUAGGCUACGUUUCUCCAGAAGCUACAUUGUCCGGAGAGAUCACAAGAGAAUCCGACAUCUACAGCUUCGGCAUUGUCCUACUCGAAAUCCUAACCGGGAAGAGACCGGUGAUGUUCACACAAGACGAGGAUAUAGUGAAAUGGGUUAAGAAACAGCUUCAGAGAGGUCAAGUCACAGAGCUGCUAGAGCCAGGUCUGCUGGAACUAGACCCGGAAUCGUCUGAAUGGGAAGAGUUCUUGUUAGGUAUCAAAGUCGGACUUCUUUGUACGGCCACGGAUCCUCUUGACCGACCAACAAUGUCUGAUAUUGUGUUCAUGUUAGAAGGUUGUCGUGUUGGUCCUGACGUUACUUCCUCCGCCGAUCAACCCUCACCGGCCUAACCGCUUUUUAUUUAUUUUCUUUCCUGAUUUAAAUUCUUAGUAAGAAAAAAACAAGAACUAAUAUUUUAAAAAUUCAGCAUUAUUAUUACAUUAUUUGUCGGUCUUUGGACCUUCUUUAAUGUCUUUGUUGGAGAUUACGAA